Messenger RNA from Bufo gargarizans (Asiatic toad), 8086 nucleotides. RefSeq names its product solute carrier family 6 member 4 (gene SLC6A4). The transcript has 14 exons. Gene Ontology annotation, biological process: serotonin uptake; sodium ion transmembrane transport. Bases 230 to 2224 code for a protein of 664 amino acids. The record is from RefSeq and is a predicted model, not a curated record. Gene Ontology annotation, molecular function: serotonin:sodium:chloride symporter activity; serotonin binding. Gene Ontology annotation, cellular component: plasma membrane; neuron projection. Lineage: Eukaryota; Metazoa; Chordata; Amphibia; Anura; Bufonidae.
CAAAAGCUGUGCAGGAUGCUGAGCACUGCACUGAGCAGCUGAGAGCUCAGCCAGCAGGUGAGAACAGGAGACUGUGUCUCCUCCCAAGAAGACUGUGAUACCUCCAGACUCUGCUGCUCCUCCACUCUUCAGGGCCAGCACUGGAAGAUUAUACACUCGUCUGCAACCCCAAAAAUAUAUUUUCCAACAAAGUGCCAAUGGGAUUCAGCUAAAUUUCUAGAUAACCUAAAUGAUGGAUAGAAAACCAGCUUGCACUGAGAGCCCGUCCUUGGGUUCUGAAAAAGAGCCUCUGACAUGCAGAGCCCGGUCAGAAUGCAAAAAAGAUGGACAACUUCGGAACUGCAAACCUUCACUACGUCUUUCUGAAGAGCUUAACAAGGUGCACCCCAGUCCUGGAGAGAGGGCUGAGUCUGAUCAUACGUCUAAUAAAUAUUUAGCAGUUCAAAGUCCUGAUGCACCAUGCAAUGGAACCAGGAAUGUAAUAGAUGAUGGAUCAGCCCCUACCCUCACUGUGAUCCCUUCUUGCAGAGCAGAAGUGCAGCAUCUGCAGACAGAUCUAGGCGAGAGAGAGACUUGGAGCAAAAAAAUAGACUUUCUCCUAUCGGUUAUUGGUUACGCAGUGGACCUGGGCAAUGUAUGGAGAUUUCCUUAUAUCUGUUAUCAGAAUGGAGGAGGAGCUUUUCUCAUUCCAUAUGUGAUCAUGGCUGUGUUUGGUGGAAUUCCUCUCUUCUAUAUGGAGUUGGCCUUGGGUCAGUAUCACAGAACUGGCUGCAUUUCUGUAUGGAGGAAAAUAUGUCCCUUAUUUAAAGGAAUUGGCUAUGCGAUCUGUAUAAUAGCACUUUAUGUAGCAUCUUAUUAUAACACCAUAAUGGCCUGGGCUCUCUACUACCUCAUAUUCUCAUUCCGCUCUGAGUUGCCUUGGACCAGCUGCCAUAAUGAGUGGAACACAGAAAACUGCACCAACUAUUUCCAGAAUAGUAGCGUGAUAUGGAUCAACAGCUCUAUAUCUCCGGCAGAGGAGUUUUACACUCGACUUGUGCUGCAGAUACACAAAUCUAAAGGUCUACAGGAUCUUGGAGGAAUUAGUUGGCAGCUUAGUCUCUGUCUACUCCUCAUCUUCACUAUUGUGUACUUCAGCAUAUGGAAAGGGGUCAAAACUUCUGGAAAGGUGGUGUGGGUUACAGCAACCUUUCCAUACAUUGUGCUUACUUUGCUAUUAAUACGAGGGGCAACACUCCCUGGUGCUUGGAGGGGAGUUAUAUUCUACCUGCAACCUAACUGGGAGAAGUUGCUGACCACUGAGGUUUGGGUGGAUGCCGCAGCACAAAUUUUCUUCUCACUAGGCCCUGGGUUUGGAGUUUUACUGGCCUUCGCUAGCUACAAUAAAUUUCAUAACGACUGCUACCAAGAUGCAAUGGUGACAAGUACAGUUAACUGCAUGACCAGUUUUAUGUCUGGCUUUGUCAUAUUCACGGUCUUGGGAUAUAUGGCUGAAAUGAGAAACUUGGAUGUCUCAGAAGUUGCCAAAGAUACAGGACCCAGUCUUCUCUUCAUCACCUAUGCAGAGGCGAUAGCCAAUAUGCCAGCUUCCACCUUCUUUGCCGUUAUCUUUUUCUUAAUGUUGAUUACACUUGGACUGGACAGUACGUUUGCAGGACUGGAAGGUGUUAUUACCGCAGUACUGGAUGAGUUCCCACAAGUAUGGGGCAAGAGACGAGAACUUUUUGUCUUCCUAUUAAUUUCUGUCUGCUUUCUUGGGGCACUAUCUACCCUGACUUUUGGUGGUGCUUACAUGGUAAAGUUGUUUGAGGAGUAUGCCACUGGCCCAGCAGUGCUCACUGUGGUAUUCCUGGAAGCCAUAGCAGUGUCCUGGUUCUAUGGUAUGAACCAGUUCUGUCGUGAUAUAAAGGAAAUGUUGGGUUUCACUCCAGGCUGGUUUUGGAGGAUAUGCUGGGUGGCUAUAUGCCCACUGUUCCUUCUGUUUAUUAUAUGCAGCUUUAUGUCCAGUCCUCCAGAGCUACGUCUUUUUAACUACAAGUACCCAGACUGGUCCGUUGUGCUUGGUUAUUGUAUUGGUACAUCUUCAUUCAUCUGUGUGCCAAUAUACAUGGUAUAUCGACUGUCUAGCACCCCUGGCUCAUUAAAAGAGCGUUUCAUUAAGAGUAUAACCCCAGAAACAGGAUCAGAAAUACCACUGGGAGCUAUUCAUAUGAAUGCUGUGUAACCUGGAAACAACCAUUGCCCUUUCUUGUUUGCAGACAACGCACCCCAUUCUGUGCCUAAGAAAAACUUUGUAAACUUCAGACUGUCUAUGGUUCAACCACCUACUUUGCAGUGGAUCAUGCCAGAGAGGCAGACUGGGCACAGGUUAUGUCUCUAACGUUAAAGCACCGACAAGUGCAGGGUCCAAUUCAAAGAAUAUUUAAUGUCCAUCCAUGAUUGAACUGCAGCAUGCAUGUCUUAUGCUGUUGGGAACAUGGUCUUAUUUGUCUAGAGGGCACAAUAUUCUCUAACAUAAGAGCAAACUAAUCAUGAUAGCUUAACUUGUAUUAGUAACUGAUAUGCUCCAUGAAGCACCAGAGGCAGGAGCACCAUAUCAGUAACAAAGUGCAUGGUAAUACAACGAUACACAGAAGUAAUAAAACAGAUAGUCAUCAACCAUAAAGCCAGUCAAAAUAAUAGAGAAGCAGAUCCAUAAAAAACAAAACAAAUGAAAGAUGGACUUACCAUUAAUGAUGUUUACGUAUGAUAGGUUUCUGUGGAACACCCAUGCUGCUAGCCAGAUGCUCUGCUGUAUACAGAAAUACGUUCAACCCAUAGUCCAUGGUCUAGAGGACAGUACAUACAAGAUCUCAGAUCUCUAAUGGGCGAGCAGUAAAACAUAGGAAAGGAAACCCUGAUAUUCCCUAAAGGCCUAGGCCUACCCCAGAUAACCAUUCUGAUAAGGGCCAACCAUUUGGGAACCUGUACCUGAAUUAAACCUUAUGAUUCCCUAUAUCCAAUGAAAUGUUCUGGUAUAGAUCUGUGUCUUUAUUCUUUUGGCUACCUGUAUUACAACUUAUGUAUGUCUACAUGUUGAUGUUUUUUGUGUGCUAUCAUGAUAGGUUCCUGACCCUUCUACUGUCCAAAUUGCAGGUGGGAGAAAGAAAGGUAUAUGUGCCCUACCUCUGAGUAUGCUGGUGAUACCUUCUGAACCCCUUCUGGUCACACCUUCAAGAGCAUGCUCUAAUUAGUGUUCUCAACACAAUUAACACUGAUAUUGUCAGUCUUAUAAUAGCUCUCAAAACACCCGUCAUUUGUCUGCCAGUGUUAUUUCACCCCUUGAUACCAGCCCCAUCAUAAAGUACUUACAAAUGUACAAUGGUUUCUAAUUUGUGACAUUUGCAUGCAACAUUCACAGUCUAUCUCAAUCUCAGUCACAUUGGUCAACCACCCAAAACGUUGAGUACUAUCAUAGGCAGAAAGGUGUAAGGGAGGAUUACUUAUAAACGGCACAGUUAGAUUAAACAGGCCUGUUACACUGUAAUACAAGGCACAUGGAGCUAUAGUAGGGUUACCACAGUAAGUGCCCUGUUAUGGCUCCAUACAACUAGCAGGUUGUAAGGAACCAUAGCACGCCUAUGUGCAUGAGGCCUGUAAAGCUACAUUCAAAUCUGGGGCAUCAAGAAUCCAGCACUCACUCUAUGGGGUCCAGCAGUGUGCGGCACUAUCCAGCUAUGCCAGAUCCAGAUAACUGGGAUGUCUGGAAUGCCGCAGAUGUGAACAUAGCCUUACUGGUCUACUUUAAACUGCCUCAUAGUGAGUAGUAUUAGAAAAUAUUUUAAAGUAUAUUUAAUAUAUCAUAACAGUUUAUCUAUAUAUUUUUAUAUUACCGUAUAUUGAGAAAGAUGCUAGACUGCACAUCGUUGUCUGGAGAACACUGCAUAUGAAGUGUAAUGAUUACACCUAGUACAAUUUGAGGGCAUUUUAUUUUUCAUAUAAAUUAUUUUUUUCUGCUUUUAAUUACCAUAAAAGAUAUGUGAAAUAAAUAUAAUAAACGAGACCUGGUAACUCUUUAUAUAAGUAUAUUGAAAGAGGACCUGUCACCCCUCUCUUGACAUGUCUAUUUUUGCAACCACUUCCAUUCUCCAUGUAAUACCAAUUCUGGAGCGUCUAUUCUUAUGACUCCAUGUUGUGCCAUUUUUGUAUUACUACUGCUAGAAGUUUACAAAUAAAUUGCCAGGAGUCUGCAGUAAAGGUACUGCUGGGUGUUACCACCAGUAGCGGGUGUGUCUGACGCUGUCCAAUUAGACUGUUCAGGGACACAUCCCUAACUGGUAACACCCUUCUGUACCUUUACUGCAAGCUGCUGAUAACUCAUUCCUAACUGCGUCUAGAAAUAACAAAGCAAUGGAACAACAUAGAGUCUUAAUAAUAGAUGCUUGAGAAUUAUUAUUCUGUGGGGAAGGCAAGGAGUUACUAAAACAGAUAUGUCCGGAAAAGUGACUGACAGCUCCUCUUUAAGUUUUGAUGGAACAUUCUUUAUUAAAGCACAUGCUCGCCGAUCGAUUACAUAUAUCCAUAGUACAACUUUCCCGCUGAAGACAAGCAUUAGAUGUGGUUAGCUGUAUAAUACUGUAUGCUGUAAAAUGUGUAUUGAAGUCCACCCCAUUUGUAAAGUGUACAAACUGACCUAAGAUCUGGAUAGUGUGCUGCUUUGUGGAUUUCCUUUUGAUGAUGCUGUUAUGCCAUGUAUAUUGUAUCUUAUUCAUUUCCUACACAAUCAUGAGACUCGGAAGCUUAGGAUGACUGAGCAAUGAAAGAUUUUUCAUUGAUGUCAGAAUAUACACUCAUUGAAAAAAAAAUAAUACCGCACCAAGGAGGAGUUUGAAUUGAAUGAAACUUUAUAUGUCUGCAGGGGUGGAAUGGGAAUUUAAAGUGGCUCUGAACCUCCCCCAUUCCCCCCCGAAAACUAGCCCCAUGUUGUAGGUGGGUCCAAACUAACCGGCCAACACAAGUAGGCAUGGACAACAGCAGUAGGCAGGGCCUGCAAUACUGUAUUGGUGCACAAAAUACCGCUCCCACAGAAGCAAAUACACAGUGUAGCACAAAAUACUGCCGGCCUUACCACAGUAUUCAACUGUAUCACCAUCCUGAGGACAAUGAUACAGUUGAGUUUUAGGAGGGCACCAGCGGCCGUUGGGCAGGUGCAUAAGUACUUGAUGCUCCUAGCAUUAAUUAAUGCCGAGAGCAUGAGAUCCUUUUGUGGCUGGCGGCUGUGAGAAGGGCUCAGGAUGCCUACUGGAUGUAGGCUCACCGAGAAAUUUCCCUGUAGGGUGUAUGGCCAGUCGUUUGGGAAAAUUAUACAAUUGAAAGGAGGCUCUAGGACCCUGUUGGCCCCCCUCUAGGCUGGAUACAAGAUGAGAUAUGGUUGGGCAUGGAGGCAUACACAUUCCAUAUGGCAUCCUGUGGCACAUUUUCCCACAGAUAUUUCAGCUGGGCCUGUAGAUCCUAACUGGUCCCAUAAAUGCAUAAACAGCGAUAAAUCUGGCAACUGGGCCAAGGAAGUGUUACAUUCCUGCCAUGAGAGGCAACCUAAUUUGGCUGCAGGAUGUCCUGCACAGCUCACUGAGCUGUUGGGUAACCAACUGUUGUAUGUAGUGGCCCUUCAGAUCAUCAUGCCAGCAGUUGGGGCAGGGUGUCUCUCUACAGCAAAGGCAGGAAUUGAAGCGCUCACCAGGGGACCUCCAUACUCGGAAUUAGAACAGGCUGAUCCCAAACAGAUGAUAUGGUUCUAGUCCAUAGUAGUACAGGAUUCUCAAUUACGACACCACUGGAAAAAAAGCCUACGGUGGCUGGCUUAUCAAUACCUGGACACAUAAGACGCACCAUGACACCAAACGUCCUUCUGCUAAGCACCGGGAAAACAUCUAGGCAGAGACAGGGGUGUGUAAUGAAGGUGCCACCUGUAUCUGGAUGGUGGAAAAUGAAACUGUAAGAGCUUCUCGUGCUUGGCGGAUCAUACGGUCCUCUCUACUGGUCUGUCUGGGUGAUCCAGCCUGCUCACCCUGUGUGUGCGCCAUCACACAACCACUGCUCCCAACACCUCCUAACAGCUGGGUCAGAGGCCUAGAUGGUGGUCAAUUUUUUAAAAAAUGACCAACCUGCUUCUUUCAGUCCAAUGAUGCGCCCCCUCUCAAAGUUGGUCAACUGAGAAAGAUUUCUUUCAGUGUGUUGCAGAGGCAAGUCUAGUAGUCAACGAUCUCUCACCAAGAUGCACACUACCCAAAGUUAGCUUCUGAGAGCCUUUUAAUAGGGCAGUGGGGGGAGCACUUUUAUGCCCUCUUAUGGCAGGACCCAGUGUCUAAUCAGGCCACAAUUGUAAUCAUUGACAUAACUGCAUGCUGAGUUUCACAGCAAUCUGACAUUUCUCUCUGGAUGUGCUAUUUUUUUUUGUCAAUGAGGCUGUACCAUGAGGAUAGGACGUGUGUAUAUAUCCUAUUAGGGCAUAUCAUCCUGUAAUUAUAGUGACCUUCAGUCCAGGGAAAGGGGGAUUGAACCUCAACAACCAAUAUUGUCUUUGGUUAUGGGAAAAAUGAAGAAGAAAAUGUCUUAAAAAAGUGGACAUGGCAGGUGGUCAGGACCCAGAUCUAGGGAAAUUUGGUGCUCGGUGUGGUCUAUAUAUUCAGAACCAGAAGGUCCUGAGUUAAGAUGCCAGUGAAGAUCUAUGGGGUAAAUUUGAGUUCAGUGAUAGAUGACUUCAAAUCAGAAGCAAUUCAUUACUUGAGAUCAACACCUGGUAAGGGUAAGGCUAUGUAAUUGUAUUAAUAUUGUGCAUGAAAAUGAUAUAUAUUGUAAAAUUGAAUAAAUAAAAAAAAAUGAUAGAGGGGGCCCACUGCCUGUGAUCCCUUUCUAGAAGCCAGAAUGGAAAGAGCAUUUGCCAUUGUUGUAACCCAAGACUGGCCAUUUGGUUACACUGUGGGUCCCACAUUUUAAAUGCAUGGAUAGAUGUGGACCCCCCAGUGGACUUGUGUCCAUCAGCUGUUCGCUAGGCUGGCUUCAGUUCAGCAAGGGUGGGGAGGUCUACAAUGGACGCCCAGCAUUCUUUGUAGCAGCUAUAUAGUACAUGCGCUUACAGUCGCCACAUCAAGCAAAUAGCAAUGUUAUAUCUAUCCACUAAACACAGAGGAAGAUGGCCAAAGAAAGAAACCGUUCUCAGUUCCACCGUUACUGUAGUGUUGGGUGUAGACUUUAUGUAUAGUACACAGCAGUAGGAUCUAAGGGCGGCUCAUAUGCUGUUGCCACCAAUCUCCCCAAUAAAAAAUGAACACUCAGAUCAGCUUGUUAGGAUCCAAGGCAUCAUUUCAUGUUAUUUAAAAUUGGAUGAUCUUAAUACAACAGGAAAACGUAAAAGAAGUACAGUGAAUCAAAUGUGCAAUCAUCAUCAUUAGAUCUGAUUCUGUAAUAUUAUAUAACCAUACAAGAAAAGGCAUGCUGCUGAUGUAUAGAUUGUUAUGGUACUGAGCAGCCUCUGAUAAUGUAUAGCUUACAAAAAGGAAAACGUCUCUAGGCUCUCAUGUAUGCAUUUGACCAAGCUAUGUCUGUCCAUGAAUGGUCAUUGCUGAUCCUGCUAAUGGUGCCAUGAUGCCUCUCCUACAACUAGCAAAUACAAAAGCCAUACCCUUCAGCGGCAGAAGUAUAGGCAAUGCAAAGAUUACAGUCCUACUUGGCCCUGGAAACUGAGGGGGUCCGAAGGGUGCUUUUGCCCCUUAUGAGGAGACCAAUACUCAAAAUAAUCUGUAAUAGAUGGGGCUCCUGUUACAGAUUUUGCACUGGAUUUCAGGAGCCUCAAGCUACACCUCUGCUCAUUACUGAAAUGUUCAUGUAUGUACAUUGUGACUCAUUGAGGACAUAUAUAGGUUGUUCAGGAAGAAAUACAAAGGAGUAAUCAUGAAUUUACAUUAGAUGUCCUCCGGAGAAACGGAUCAGUUAUACAUUUUUUUCGAAUUUUUACCAUGCGCAGACCGGAAAAAAAAAUACUGGAAAUUAAAAAUACCGCAAUGCCGGAUCCGGCACUAAUACAUUUCAAUGUAAAUUAAUGCCGGCA